Molecule: messenger RNA, 758 nt
Organism: Closterium sp. NIES-67
Lineage: Eukaryota; Viridiplantae; Streptophyta; Zygnematophyceae; Desmidiales; Closteriaceae
Source: the annotation of a GenBank genome assembly
UGGCAGAUAAGAAUGGCAGACAACUCCAUCCACAAAAUUGCCUUUCAAACCCGCUAUGGAUCGUACGAGUAUCUGGUGAUAGCGUUCGGACUCACCAACGCACCGGCAACCUUCCAAGUCGAGAUGAACCACAUCCUCUACCCAUUAAUAUACGAGUGCAUGGUGUUGUACUUGGACAAUAUCCUUAUGUACUCGCGCAAUAUGAAAUAUGAUGUCGAACACAUCCGACGCGCCUUUGCGAUCCUUCGACGGAAACACUUCUAUGUCAAACUAUGCAAGAACGAAAUCACCCUCAAGAUAGUCCAGUUCCUUGGACACAUGGUUAGCACUCAAGGAUUCCACGUCGACCCCAAGAUCGAAGCCAUUUGUAUGUGGAAGGCACCCAAGAACGUGAAGGAGUUACUACAGUUCCUAGGCUUCGCCAAUUAUUACAACAGGUUCGUGGCACAGUAUGCAAAAAUUGCCACACCACUCAUAAAUCUGCUGAAUAAUAAAGGCUACCACCUACCAACAGCGGCCAUAACACGGUCCUUGUUGUCAUCAACAAUUUCUCCAAGAUGGGACAAUUCAUCCCAACACACACGACAGCACGCACCGAGGAGACAACACAACUGUUCGUUUGAUACAUCAUCUUACGGCAUGGUGUUCCAACCACAGUCAUCUCCGACCGAGACCCUAAGUUCACCAGCAAAACCUGGAAAGAACUUGUGCCAGCAUUACCUAUGUGCAUAGCCUAUGCUUAACUCUCGACAGAUUUG